Molecule: messenger RNA, 2516 nt
Organism: Apis florea (little honeybee)
Lineage: Eukaryota; Metazoa; Arthropoda; Insecta; Hymenoptera; Apidae
Gene: Nhe1
Product: Na[+]/H[+] hydrogen exchanger 1
Biological process (GO): sodium ion transport; potassium ion transmembrane transport; regulation of intracellular pH
Cellular component (GO): membrane
Molecular function (GO): sodium:proton antiporter activity; potassium:proton antiporter activity
Source: RefSeq, a predicted model, not a curated record
UUCAAAACGAAGUUUUUUAUUACAUUAUUAAUUUUUUUUGAAUACUUCUUUUAUAUUUUUCUAAUAGUUUUUCUUAAUUUAUUAUUUAAAAUAUAAAGCUUAAAUAUAAUUUCUUUUUAUUGAAACAAUAUGAAAAAUAUUAUGUUCAAUAUAUGACGUAGCACGCACCGAGAUAUCGAAUCAACUGUCAUUGUGAUAUUUUAUAUAAUCAGUGGAAUGUGUAUUUAAGUAAAAAAAAAUAAUUUAAAUAUGAAUUUUUAUUCGAUUAAUAAUAAACUCUUAUGUAAAAAUUAUAUAAUUUAUAUUACAUUUUUCAUAUUGAGUAUAUGGAUUGUAAAAUCAUGUGCACAAGAAAAUUCUAACCUUAAACAUGAAAAUAUUACUUUAGAUGAUAAAAAUAUCGUAUUAAAAGAUUCUAUGCCAACGAAUUUAAGUACCGAUAUAUUAAUAGAACAUACAUUAAAUAAUUCUAAUAACAAUAAUUUAAAAUUAAAUAUUACUAUACCAAACAUAGUAAAUAUAUCUCAAAAUAUAUUUACAACUACAAUCCGAUCAGAUAAUAAUUUUAAUAAUCAAACUACAGAAAAGAUUAAUAUAUUGUCUACGAAUAUUACUAAUAAUAAAAAUGGAAACAAUACGUUAGAUUUCACAAUUUCAUCACAAAAUUCAGAUAUUAAUAAUACAACUAAUACAAGCACAACAACAGUUGUACCAGCAGAACCAAUAUUACCUGAUAAAGGAUCAGCAGAAGAAGAACAUAAUAGUUCUAUGUCUAUAUUUUUUGUCCUUUGUGUUUUAGCUUUAGGCAUUUUACUUAUACAUCUUAUGUUACAAACAAAUUUUCAAUAUCUACCAGAGUCAGUAGUAAUUGUUUUCUUGGGAGGAGCUAUUGGUAUGAUUAUAAAUCUUAUGUCAAAUCAAAAUAUAGCUAAUUGGAGAAAAGAAGAAGCCUUUUCUCCUACUGCAUUCUUCCUUGUACUUCUUCCACCUAUUAUAUUUGAAUCAGGAUAUAAUUUGCACAAAGGAAAUUUUUUUCAAAAUAUUGGUAGUAUUUUGGUUUUUGCUAUAUUUGGUACAGCAAUAUCUGCAUUUGUUAUUGGAGCUGGAAUUUAUUUGUUGGGAUUAGCUCAGGUAGCAUACAAACUUAGUUUUGUUGAAAGUUUUGCAUUUGGAUCAUUAAUAUCAGCAGUAGAUCCUGUUGCUACUGUAGCUAUAUUUCAUGCCUUAGAAGUAGAUCCAGUAUUAAAUAUGUUAGUUUUUGGUGAAUCCAUUUUAAAUGAUGCCAUUUCUAUUGUAUUAACUACAUCUGUAUUGGAAUCCAAUAAUGCAACAACUACCAGUGAGGCUAUUAUACUUGGCUUAAACAGAUUUUGUCUUAUGUUUUUUGCCUCUGCUGGUAUUGGAGUUGUUUUUGCUCUUAUAAGUGCAUUACUACUUAAACACGUGGACCUCAGAAAAAACCCUUCCCUUGAGUUUGGACUUAUGUUAGUAUUUACUUAUGCACCUUAUGUUUUGGCAGAAGGCAUACAAUUAUCUGGUAUUAUGGCAAUUUUAUUUAAUGGAAUUGUAAUGUCACAUUAUACACAUUUCAAUUUAUCAACUGUUACUCAAAUUACAAUGCAACAAACUAUGAGAACUUUAGCAUUUAUUGCUGAAACUUGUGUAUUUGCUUAUCUAGGAUUAGCUCUAUUUAGUUUCAGACACAGGGUUGAACCAGCACUAAUUAUAUGGUCUAUAAUUCUAUGUUUAAUUGGUAGAGCUGCAAAUAUUUUUCCUCUAGCCUUUCUUGUAAAUCGUUUUCGAGAACAUCAAAUUACUAAAAAAAUGAUGUUCAUAAUGUGGUUUAGUGGAUUACGUGGUGCUAUUUCUUAUGCUUUAUCAUUGCACUUGGAUUUUAGUGAUGAAACACGACAUGUGAUUAUAACUACUACAUUAAUUAUUGUAUUAUUUACAACAUUAAUAUUUGGUGGUUCCACUAUGCCAUUAUUAAAAUUUUUAAGAGCAGAAAAGAAACAAAAGAAUAAUAGUAGAAGAAAAAGGAAAGAUAAAGAAGUUUCAUUAAGUAAAACUAGAGAAUGGGGACAAACAAUAGAUUCUGAACAUUUAUCAGAACUUACAGAAGAAGAAAUUGAAGUAUCUUUUCUUCAAUCUCGAAUUCGUGGUUUCGCAAGAUGGGAUUUAAAAUUUUUCAUUCCAUUUUUCACAAGAAGAUUUACUCAGCAAGAAUUGAAAGAUUGUAAAUCUCAAAUGACAGAUUUAACAAAUCAAUGGUAUCAAGCUAUUCGAAUUAGUCCAAUGGAAUCUGAUGAUGAAGUAACAAAUACAUCAACAGCACAACUAAACAUAAAUUUAUCAGUGGAAAAUCAAAAUCAAAUACAUGGAAAACAAAGUAAAAGACGUCCAAGUCACGGGUCUAUAUUAAAGAGGACGAAGAUUGGUCUGAUUAAUUAUCAAAUAAAUUUAGUAUCAAUUUAAUAUCAUUAAUGAAUUAUAUGAUAAUAAAUUUAUGAGUAUUU